This is a messenger RNA of Iphiclides podalirius (scarce swallowtail), 2820 nucleotides long. Lineage: Eukaryota; Metazoa; Arthropoda; Insecta; Lepidoptera; Papilionidae. The record is from the annotation of a GenBank genome assembly.
AUGGCAACUUUAGGGCCCAAGAAGGAUGGUGGGCCCAACGUGGAAUUCUUCCAGGCACCGGAAUCGUUAGCACAAUUCGAUCAAAUCCGUGUUUGGCUGCAGAAAAAUUGCAAGAAGCAUGUUCAAACUGAUCCACCAACUAAAGAAGGAUUGGCACAGCUUGUAGUUCAACUUAUUCAGUACCAAGAAAACAAAUUAGGGAAGAAUGCAUCUGACCCACCUUUCCUGAGGCUUCCGAUGAAAGUGUUCAUGGACCUGAAGCCGGGCGGCUCGCUGUGCACGGUGCUCGCCACCAUGUUCCGCUUCAAGUCGGAGCAGCGGUGGCGCAAGUUCGACUUCCAGGUCGGUAAGAACCCGUCUCGGAAGGACCUCAACGUGCAAAUGAUGAUGGAGAUCGAGUCGGCACUGCUCGGCGCCGAGAUCAUACGCACCCCGUGCGUCUUCAUCAGACCGGACGUGGACAAAGCCACCGCCAAUAAGGUGAAGGACAUCGUGAGCAACCACCAGGGGGAGAUAUGCGAGGACGAAGAGGACGCUACGCACAUAAUCUACCCCACCGUCGACCCCCUGGAGGAGGAGUACGCACGUCCGGUGUUCCGUCGAGGCAACAGCGUGCUGGUGCACUGGUACUACCUCCCCGACAGCCACGACACCUGGGCCCAGGCCGACCUGCCGGUCGAAGUACCGGAGUCUGUGAGCUGGGAUUGCACGCGGCCUGAGGUGUGGCGAGUUACCGCCACGUGGGCCCUGGACCUGCCCCAGUACAACGAGUGGAUGAACGAGGAGGACUACGAAGUGGACUCCGCGGGCAAGAAGAAGAUUCACAAACUGCGACUCUCGGUUGAAGAUCUGAUACCAGGAUCGGAGCCAUCUAGCAAAGGCAAAAAGAGCAAAAGGAAGCGUUCUCCAUCACCGCCUCCGCAGAAACAUGGCAAAAGGAAGAGCCGCCUUUCGAAGCGGCGGGACAUCGAGGGUGAGGACGAGGAGGACAACGCGUCCAGGGACAACACGGACGCCGCACCCACUCCGGACACGGAGCGAUCGGCUGAAGCGAGCGCGUCCGCGGCCGAGCCGGCGCCGGCGGUGGGCCCGUCGAGCGCGGCCGCGCCCGAGGCGCCCGCCACGCCCGCGCCGCCGCUCGACGCGCACGACGACUCGCAGGGCAAGCACAGCGACUCCAACACGCAGGAAAUGCUGACAAAGGAGGAGCUAGAAGACAAUGUCACUGACCAAACGCAUCAUAUAGUGGUGCCUUCAUACUCCGCCUGGUUUGACUACAACUCAAUUCACACUAUCGAGAAGCGAGCUCUGCCGGAGUUUUUCAAUGGGAAGAACAAAUCGAAAACACCCGAGAUCUAUCUUGCGUACAGGAACUUCAUGAUCGACACAUACCGGCUGAACCCGACCGAGUACUUGACGAGCACAGCCAGCCGACGCAAUCUGGCGGGUGAUGUGUGCGCCAUAAUGCGCGUCCAUGGGUUCCUCGAGCAAUGGGGUCUAAUAAACUACCAGUUGGAGGCGGAGUCGCGGCCGACGGCGAUGGGGCCGCCGCCCACGUCGCACUUCCACGUGCUGUCGGACACCCCCUCGGGCCUCCAGCCGCUGCAGGCCAGGCCCACGCAGCCCCGCCCAGCGGAGAACGCGGCGGUGCCGAAGGUGGAGGCGGGGCUGCCGAACGGCGCGGACGCGGGCGCGCCCGCCGCCGCCGCAGCCGCGCCCGGCCUCAAGCAGGAGCCCGCGCUCGAGCUCGGCACCGCGCCCGGACUCAAGCUCGACCAGUAUCGGGGCGGCGCACGGGGCCGGGAGUGGACCGAGCAGGAGACGCUGCUACUGCUGGAGGGGCUAGAGCUGCACCGAGACGACUGGAACCGCGUGGCGGCGCACGUGGGCACGCGCACUCACGACGAGUGCAUCCUGCACUUCCUGCGCCUGCCCAUCGAGGAGCCCUACCUGCAGGACGCCGCCUCCGGUGGCGUGCUAGGCCCUCUCGCUUAUCAGCCGAUCCCGUUCAGCAAAGUGGGCAACCCGGUGAUGAGCACCGUGGCCUUCCUCGCGUCGGUCGUCGAUCCUCGUAUCGCCUCCAAAGCGACCAGGGCGGCCAUGGACGAGUUCGCUGCAAUCAAGGACGAGGUGCCGGCCGCCAUGAUGGAGGCGCACGUGAAGGCGGCGGGCGCGCACGGGCCGGCCGCCGCGCUGCAGGCCACCGGCAUCGCCGGCACCGCGCCGGACGUCAAGCCGCCAGGCGAAAAGAAAGAGGAACCGUCGGACGUGAAGUCUGAACCGAUGGAGGUUGAAGAAAGCGAGGUGAAGGUGAAAGACGAACCCUCGGAGGCGCCACCAGCUGAAGAGACAAAGGAUAGGAAGGAAAACGCCACGCCCCCUCCCGAGGGCGCUGUGGAGGCGGGCGUGGCGGCCGCUGCUGCGGCCGCGCUCGCCGCGGCGGCGGUGAAGGCGAAGCACCUCGCGGGCGUCGAGGAGCGCAAGAUCAAGUCGCUGGUCGCGCUGCUGGUCGAGACGCAGAUGAAGAAGCUCGAGAUCAAGCUCAGGCACUUCGAGGAGCUCGAGGCGACCAUGGAGCGCGAGAGGGAGGGACUUGAAUACCAAAGGCAGCAGUUGAUACAGGAGAGGCAGCAGUUCCACUUGGAGCAGCUGAAGGCUGCAGAGUUCCGCGCCAGGCAUCAAGCGCACCAGAGGUUACAAGCGGAGAGCGGAGGCGUGGCGCCCGUAGUGGUCGGAGCGGCGACGGGCGCGGGCGCGGGAGCGGAACAGCCGCCGCCCGCAGACGCGCCGCCGCAAACGGCCGCGCCACCGCACCACGCC